AUGAGAUACCCACUACCCGAAGUUGUCAAGUCAUGGCCGCCACCAAAUCAAGUUGAUCCCGAAUCGAAAGGGCCGUCCUUGCUCAUCAUCGAGAGUAUCUCGCUCAGCAUUGCUCUCAUCUGCAUACUGCUCAGGCUGUAUGUGAGGACCUUCAUGAUGCGGAAGAGUUGGUGGGAUGAUUGGCUUAAGGUUGGCGCUGCUAUUUUCUCAAUUCUCGUGACCGUGUGCGUCAUUGUAGAUACGGACCUUAGAUACGGAUGGAACAUCCAUGUAUGGGACACAACAUUCGUGCAGCGCAUGCAAGGCCGUCAAAUCUCUCUCUUGGGACAGACACUCUUUGUGUUUGCGUCUGGCCUAUCAAAGCUCUCCGUUCUUACGAGCUAUUUAAGAAUAGCUCCUCUCGGGUCCACCUUCCAGCGAGGCACCCAGGUUAUCACCGGUGCUGUGAUUGCCAUGAUGAUUAUAUUUCUCAUAGUGACUUGGACGCAAUGCAUUCCCAUAUGGCAUAAUUGGGAUCCGAUAGGUCAGGACAUGAACUGCAUGGCAGAAUGGCCACCGUUGGCUGGACAGACCGUGACAAGCGUGAUCACCGACAUCCUCGUAUAUCUCCUUCCAAUGCCCACACUCUUUCGACUCAGGCUUCAAAUCCUCCAAAGAAUCGUCUUAAUGAUCCUCUUCAGUCUUGGUAUCGUGGUCGUUGCGGCGGGCAUCAUGAGAGCGUGGUGGACCUACUACGUCGUGGAGAUGACAUACGAUAUUACAUGGGACGGUUUCGACCUCUGGAUGUGGACAGCACUAGAAGCCAAUUUCGCCAUUAUUUGCGGCUGCGUUCCGGUUCUGCGCCGUCUACUGCCAGCACCAAUGCACAAUAUUGUGCGGUGGUGGAUUUGCCCACAACGCGGCCAACGGUCCAUGGUCCUCGCUGGUCUUCAACAACGGAUUCGUGGAUAA
Colletotrichum acutatum is the source of this 951-nucleotide messenger RNA. RefSeq lists its product as uncharacterized. The coding region runs from base 1 to 951 and encodes 316 amino acids. The transcript is spliced from 6 exons. The record is from RefSeq and is a predicted model, not a curated record. NCBI's taxonomy places the organism in Eukaryota, Fungi, Ascomycota, Sordariomycetes, Glomerellales, Glomerellaceae.